Messenger RNA from Styela clava, 1250 nucleotides. Its product is annotated as melatonin receptor type 1A-like. The record is from RefSeq and is a predicted model, not a curated record. Gene Ontology annotation, biological process: G protein-coupled receptor signaling pathway. Gene Ontology annotation, molecular function: G protein-coupled receptor activity. Lineage: Eukaryota; Metazoa; Chordata; Ascidiacea; Stolidobranchia; Styelidae. Gene Ontology annotation, cellular component: membrane.
GAAUUUUAAUAUACCUGAGUUUAAUUCCUACAUUUCAUAACUAAACAAUGGCAACCGAAGCAUCUGGAAUGUGGGAUUCAACGACUACUUUGGAUCCAGGCCCUCAUCCCGUAAUUAUCACUACGACAAAGCACUGGUGGAUCCCGCAAGUAGAAAUUCCUUUCCUGAUAUUGAUAAUACUGGUUGGUUUGAUUGGAAACAUCAGCAUCAUCGGCGCGAUUGUCCUUGAAAAGAAAUUGAAGUUUGUCGGAAAUGCAUUCAUCGUGAAUCUUGCAGUCGCUGAUUUAAUAGUGACUGCUUAUGUUGUACCGGGGAUUCUCGCCAACGAAAUCGCAGACAAGAAUCUGUUCUCGCUCGGAGCCUGCAAUUUCACUGCACUUAUUGUCUCUGUCAGUUGCUUGGCUUCGAUGUACAGUCUUAUGUGCGUCGCGAUUAACAGAUACAUUGCCGUGGCGCACAGCAACUGGUAUACCGACAUAUUUACAAGGAAAAAGGUUGCAAUUUUCAUUGGAAUCGUUUGGAUCUGGUCAUUCGUUUUGUCGAUUCCACCAGCUUUUGGUUGGGGUGAUUACAAGUAUCAUGGAAAAAUACAUAUCUGCAUGUACGACUGUAACACAAAGUUCUUCGCCUACACAACAACUUUCAUAUCUCUAUCUAUAUUUGUACCAUUCACGAUUACAUGUCUCUGCUAUCUUGGAGUUUAUCUCGUAUUCAACAAAAACAGAUCUCGAGUUCGCAGCAUGUCUAAUGGAGACAGGAAACGCAGUGGAACCACAAUGUCAACUACUGAAACCGGGACCGAAAUCAAAAGAAAUAAAUCGAGAAAGUCAACAAAAAGAGAAAACAACGAAAAACGUCUUGUGGUGACAUUGUUUGCUGCUGUCGUUCUGUUCACCAUAUGUUGGGUUCCGUACGCUCUUAUUAUUUUGAUAAACCAUGAUGCUCCUGCUAUAUACAAACGAAGUGCUGCAUGGCUUGCUUUUACCAACAGUGCGAUGAACAGCAUACUAUACGGCUUGUUGAAUCGUAACUUCAGAACGGGAUACAAAAAGAUGUGGGCAAGAGUAUUUUCAUGCUGUUCCUGUAUUUCAAUCUCAAAGAAAAUGCUUGGAGAAACAUCGGCCACUAAAUCAACAUCGUUUUAUUCUUUGUCCAACCACCGAACUACAAAGAUGAAAUCAGGAAUUGUCGUCGAUUCCGCCAUUCAUUCAACUACCGACGUUUAAAUAAUGAAGCCACCGGAAUUGACC